Messenger RNA from Glycine soja, 2909 nucleotides. Its product is annotated as serine/threonine-protein phosphatase BSL2-like. Bases 618 to 1004 code for a protein of 128 amino acids. The transcript is spliced from 10 exons. NCBI's taxonomy places the organism in Eukaryota, Viridiplantae, Streptophyta, Magnoliopsida, Fabales, Fabaceae. The record is from RefSeq and is a predicted model, not a curated record.
AAUCACUCUCUUCUUCUGCACGCCUCUUCUUUUUCUCUCACUAACCCUAAAAGCCCAUCCUCGUGAGUCAUUGCCGCUUCUACUUCUAGGGUUUCUUUUUUUUUUUUUACGACGUUGCUGCAAAACCAGAGCACCCCAUCCCCAAGGAACCCUCGCAAAUCGCAGCGGCGCUCCGAGCUCGAGAUUAGAGAAGAAAAAGAUUCAACCUUUGUGGAAGAGGAUGGAAAACCCAGAACGAGAAGACAAAUCGCGCGAACUAAGAAAGAGAAACCUAACUCCGUUCCACCUUCAACCCCAUCUCCAAAGAGUGAAGAAGAGAAUGGUUGUAAUCUGGACCAUGUUGGACAGGUGGUGGGUGAUUUGAUCAUGUGGAAGGAUGCGUCAAAGUCAACCUUUUGGUUUGGUUUUUGUUCUCUUUGUCUCUUGUCUUCGUGCUUUACUCAAGGACUCAACUUUAGAAAUGAGGUUGAAGAAAAGAGGGAAAUCAAGCUGACACAGGAUGACAUUUUGCAUCUUAAACUUUCCUUGUCUUUAUUUAAAUUGUCCGUCAAUUUGUGCUUGGGUUUUCUUAUAAUUUGGGGUUGAGUUGCUGUUUUGUCAUUUACUUUUGAGUAGGUAUGCAACUGCCAGUGCACGCUCUGAUGGGCUUCUUCUACUUUGUGGAGGGAGGGACAUCAAUAGUGUUAUACAUUGACUAUCUAUUCCUCGGAGAUUAUGUUGAUAGGGGCCAACACAGCCUGGAAACUAUAAGUCUUCUGCUUGCUCUAAAGGUUGAAAAUAUUCAGCGUCCAAUUACAAUGGAAGCAGGAUCAAUUGUGCUUAUGGAUCUAUUAUGGUCUGAUCCUACGGAGAAUGAUGACAGUGUUGAAGGGCUGCGGCCAAAUGCUAGGGGUCCAGGAUUAGUCACUUUUGGGAAUCAGAAAUCUUACAGAUUGAAGAGGCAAUUGCAAUUCAAGGAAAUAGUUCUUUUGAGGAGAGAGCAAUUAUACUUUACAAGAGAUUGACAGAUUAUAUUGGAUUGCCCUGUCCGCAUAGCUCGAGGUUGCAAGUAUUGUGUUGCAGAUCAUAGAUCUUCUUGCCUAGUCAAAAUUAAAGAUGACAAACAGCUCUCAAGGGUGUUUCAGGUGACACUAAGCAAUUCGUUUAAUUUAAUGUUACCCACAAUGAAAUUUAAGCUUCAAGUAAGGCAAGCUCGAAGGAAUCAGAACAAAUUGAUAGUCUAUUCUAUUCAUAUGCCAAUGGGUCUACCGGGUUGAUUGAGUAAGUGUGCUUCAUCCAAGACUGUUUGUUUUCUUUCCUCCAUUCAAUAUGCAUAUAUCGAAUUGCAUUAUCUUGUUGUUGUUUUCUUAAUUCAAGUUUCAAACCUUGGACAUGGAUCCAGUGGCAGAUCUAGGACAAUCUAUUUAAAGAAUAAAAAUUAACAAGUAUUACCAUGAAAGGAGGGGAAAAUAAAGGCAGGGGUUCAAAUAUGCAAAAUUAGGAGGGACAAAAUAUUGGAUUGAAAGUGAGGGGUGCAUGUGCAGCCCCUCAUUUAAGUGUGGAUGCACCACUGCAUGAAUCUGUUAGGGAUAAAUAGCAUUCAAUCAACUAUUACAUACUAUUAUAAAUGACCUGUUAAAGGUGCAUAUCUCAUUUAAUAUAGCUAGGUGAAUUUCACAAGUAGUUAUGAGCAGGAUUUUGGGGGGUAUAUGCACAGACAAAAUGACAAUAACACCCUAGUCCUAUUAUACUGAAAUACUCAGACUAUAAGGUUCGUUUUGUGUAUAAAUAUGAUAGUAACGUAAUAGGGUAAGUAUAAAAAAUUUGAUCAACUCUUGUAUUAUCAGGCAUUUGGUGUGUGUAAUGUAAGUGACUUAAUUGUAUAUAUAUAUGACUAUCUGCUAUGACUAUACAACUGCCUGUUGCUUUUUUUCUUUGGUAUCUCACCCAAUUCCUCACAGAAACCUCCAAGCCUGAACCCAACUGACCCCUCACUUCCAGUUCAACAGUUUAUUCUCUUCACUCUCUUCCUUCACCCUACCUCUCCUGCUAUGAUCAAACUAUUGUGUAGGGUUAUGGUGAUUGACAUGCUUCUCUUCAAGUAUAUCAUGUUUCCCAAUGUUGGCAAUGGACACUCACCUAGAUGCCAUGAAUCCCUUCACAGUGUGGCGUGGACUAGCUUCCAGCUUGUGAUGUAAGUGUGGCAGUGGAAACCAGAAAACAUAUAUACAAGCAAGGUAGUUUCUUGUACUUAUUCAUUAACUAUUUUGAUAGUUGAAAAUUGACACGAGUUUAUAAAUUAAGUCUCAUAUGAGACAUUACCUAGCUAGGACGCCACAAAAAUUUCAGGAAAAUAAUAAAUAAAAAAACAACAUUCUACAUCGGUUAUGGAGGUACAAACGAUGUAGAAUGUCCACAUUCUACAUCGGUUAUACCUGCAGAACCGAUGUAGAAUGUGGACAUUUUACAUCGUUUAUACCUUCAGAACCGAUGUAGAAUGUCCACAUUCUACAUCGUUUGUAUCUUCAAAACCGAUGUAAAAUGUCCACAAUUUUAAAAUGGCCAUUAGAAUCGAUGUAGAAAGGGUCUACCACCACGCAUCAUAACCGAUGUAAAAUGACCAUUAAAAUCGAUGUAGAAAGCCAUUUUUUUAGUAGUAGGGUAGGGACAUUUGGUUAUCAAUUUUCAUUAUGUCUUAAAUUUGAAUUGUCAUUUAUGUAUGCCAAAAAGUAUUAUAAAAAGAAUGGGACAAUUACAAUCUGUUAAGUACAUUUAUAUUUUUUUAUUUAAUUAUUACAUCUAUUUGUCCUACACAUUCUUUAUCUUAUUAAUUUACUAUUACUAUAUUUCCUGCUUGAGCAUGACCCCAUGGACCCAACACUGUUACCGAGUUACAUCCUCUCCUUUUCUUGCCCUUUUUUUUCUCAUUG